GUAGAUAUUGGGAAAGCAGCAGGAGUAGUCUCGUUCUGCGGUCACCAACGAGACCUUCUCGCCAGGCCGAAAGGGCCCCCUGGACCCCCAUGUCGUUACGCUCUCGGUGGAUACGGAAACGCAGAGGUUAACGCCAUGGCGGAUGGCGACAGCGUGUUUGUUAAAGACUCAGAAGGCCAUGGCAGCUCCCCAGCGGCUUUCAAAACGGGCCAUGACACCAGGCUCUUCUCGUCUGCUGAAGAGGACAGCAGUCUGUACUUCACCUACAGCGGAGGGCAGAAUAAGCUGGAAGUAGUCAAUCUGCACUAUGAGGUGGACACUGCAGCCCAGAUCCCCUGGUAUGAGAAGCUGUCGGAGUUCAAGUUGCCGUGGGAGAUUCAGGGCGAUAAGCAGGUGGCCAUCCAGGGCCUCAACCUGCGGGUGCACAGCGGGCAGAUGCUGGCCGUCAUCGGCAGCUCAGGCUGUGGCAAGACGUCCCUGCUGGACAUCAUCACUUGCAGGGACGAGGGCGGCAGCAUGGCGUCGGGUCAGGUGCUGAUCAACGGGGUGCCGUGCACGGCCUCGCUGGUGCGCAAGAACAUUGCCCACGUGCGGCAGGACGACCGGCUGCUGCCACACCUCACCGUCCGAGAGACCCUCUCCUUCGUCGCCAAACUGCGGCUGCCCGCACACUACUCACAGAAGCAGCGCGACCAGAGAGUUGAUGAUGUCAUAGCCGAGCUGCGUCUGCGGCAGUGUGCGAACACGCGGGUGGGAAAUGACUAUGUGAGGGGCGUGUCCGGGGGAGAGAGGAGGAGGGUCAGCAUUGCAGUGCAGCUUCUUUGGAACCCGGGUAUCUUGAUUCUGGACGAGCCCACAUCGGGUCUGGACAGCUUCACGGCCCACAACCUGGUGAUCACGCUGUCCCGGCUGGCCCAGGGGAACCGGCUGGUGCUGCUCUCGGUCCACCAGCCGCGUUCGGACAUCUUCCAGCUGUUUGACCUGGUGGUGCUGCUGGCGGCCGGCUCUCCCGUGUACUGCGGGCCGGCCCAGGACAUGGUGUCCUACUUCACGGCCCUGGGACACCCCUGCCCGCGCUACUGCAACCCCUCAGACUACUAUGUGGAUCUGAUCAGCAUUGACCGGCGCAGCGUAGAGAAGGAGGCAGAGUGUCUGGACCGGGCCCGGAUUCUGGCGGCCCAGUUUGUGGAGAAGGUGAGCGGUACCGAUGACUUCAUGUGGAAGACCCAGGAGACCACUGGCAUAAACUCCUCCACCACUAACAACUCCACUCCAUCUACCCCCAGCUCUCUGCCAGGUUCAAAGGAGGAGGUCAUCACUAUGUCUAAGAGGAGAGACCGGUUACCGGGGCGACUGCAUCAGUUCACCAUCCUCUUCAGGCGACAGGUGUACAACGACUACCGUGACCUGGUGACGCUAUUGGUGCACGGGCUGGAGGCCCUGCUCAUGUCCCUCCUGAUUGGCUUCCUGUACUACGGGGCGGGGCCUACGAAGCUGUCCGUACAGGACAUGGUGGCGCUGCUCUACAUGAUCGGAGCGCUCACGCCCUUCGCUGUGGUGCUGGACGUCAUAGCCAAAUGCCAUACUGAGCGGGCCAUGCUCUACCAUGAGCUGGAGGAUGGCAUGUACUCUGUGACCUCCUACUUCUUUGCCAAGAUCCUGGGGGAGCUGCCGGAGCACUGUGUGUUCACGCUGGUGUACGGCGUGCCCAUCUACUGGCUGUCGGGCAUGAACGAGGCGCCGGACCGCUUCUUCCUCAACUUCCUGCUGAUCUGGCUGAUGGUCUACUGCAGCCGUAACAUGGCGCUGUUCGUGGCGGCGGCACUGCCCACGCUCCAGACCUCCGCCUUCAUGGGCAACGCAUGCUUCACCGUCUUCUAUCUGACGGGGGGGUUCGUCAUCAGCCUGGAGAACAUGUGGCUGAUGGCCUCGUGGUUCUCCCAUGUCUCCUUCAUGCGUUGGGGUUUUGAUGGGAUGCUACAGGUGCAGUUCAGAGGCCUGCGGAUACCCGUCAGCAUCGGCAACUUCACCUUCACAGUGGACGGCAUACACGUGGUGGAGGCCAUGCACAUGAACCAGUAUCCCCUCUACUCCUGCUACAUGGUCCUGGUGGCCGUCUGCAUCGUCUUCAUGCUGCUCUACUACCUGGCACUCAAAUUCAUCAAGCAGAAGUCAAGUCAGGACUGGUGAGAUCUCAAGGAGAUGAAGGGUGCUGUACACUUCGUUGCAGUACCAAGGUUUGCCGCUGGAUGGCAACAGAGUAUUGCAUUUGUCUUCAGGCAAGGCCUGAACCAAUUAUUUCUGUAUCCCCCCCCCUCUCUCUUUCUCUCUCUCUCUCGCGCUGGUGGGGCCUAUUUUGGAUUAGUGUGUGUACACCAUGAUGGUCGAUAUCAAUCGACAGCUUUUCGUGCCAAGUUUUUCAUCUUCCCUUUUUGUAUAUAGCUUAAUCUUUUUGUAUAUUGUUGCUGGUCUACUAAGCUUAACCAUGUAUGGAUAUGCCACAAAAACGGGUGUGAAAAAAAAUAAAGCCUGUUCAGUUGGUCCACCAAGUCUCUUUAAGAGGCUUUGUAUUAAAACAACAGAGUAUGAAAGUCUUGCGCUGGUGCAAAAGUCUGAUAUUUUGAACAUAAAUGUAUUGAGAGAUUAGUGUAUGUAUGUAGAGAUUAACACGACGCCAAUUUUAACCAAUUAGAAAGGUUUACAUUUUCUUUACAAAUGGUUUUUGUGUCUGAACUGCAUGCUGGAGCUUGUCAAUGAAUGUAUGAUGUAUUAACGCUUGAAAAACAAACAGAAAAUAAAAUGAAACAACAACAAAUA
This is a messenger RNA of Engraulis encrasicolus (European anchovy), 2817 nucleotides long. It is a transcript of the gene abcg8, whose product is annotated as ATP-binding cassette, sub-family G (WHITE), member 8. Gene Ontology annotation, molecular function: cholesterol transfer activity; ATP binding; ABC-type transporter activity. The record is from RefSeq and is a predicted model, not a curated record. The transcript is spliced from 13 exons. Gene Ontology annotation, cellular component: plasma membrane; signaling receptor complex. Gene Ontology annotation, biological process: cholesterol homeostasis; transmembrane transport; cholesterol efflux. NCBI's taxonomy places the organism in Eukaryota, Metazoa, Chordata, Actinopteri, Clupeiformes, Engraulidae. Bases 136 to 2190 code for a protein of 684 amino acids.